AUGGACUCUUCUCUCAACAACAAAACCCUCUUAGACGCGUUUAUUGCCAUCGCCCGCUCUCGCGAUGUCGACCGCAAGGCCGUCGAGUGUGGCGAGGAACAAUGCACCUAUGGCGAGCUCGACACGGUCUCCACAGGUAUCGCCCUUGGCAUCCACCAAAAGUUUGGUUUGAAGCCAGUUGUUGCUAUCAUCAGCGAGAACCAUCCUUACGUGCUGGCCACCAUCCUUGCCAUCUGGAAACUUGGCGGCAUAGUUGCCCCACUGGACCAAAACGUUCCUCGUGAUAUCAUGGAACGCAUGUUGCUCAAUAUCGCACCUACGUGUGUCCUAAUGCCAGCUACUGAGCUGGGCGUUCAGAAUGUUGUGAAAGAAAUGUCCCUCACGCCUUUCCCAUAUGACCCUAAGGACUCGACCAUAACAGCCCUUAUGCAGAAGUAUCUUGAACAAUCCCCCGAGAUGUCUGCCCACACAUUCCCUGCGCCUACUGGUGAAGAUAUCGCCUUGUAUCUCCACACCUCAUCGGCCUCCUCUGUAAAUAACGUCAAGUGUGUUCCAUUAACGCAUCAAAGCGUCCUCGCUGGAUCUCAAUCUCGCCUUUCGUGGUGGAAGCGUACAUGGCCUCAGCAAAACUUCGAGCACCUGCGCGUCCUUGGAUGGUCUCCUUGGUCUCAUGUCAUCGGCCUCUCGCACGAUCUCGGUGCGGCCAUGAUUCUUAGCGGUGGUUGUUAUAUUUUCUCCAUCGUUCCUUCUGCAUACGGCUCCUCUUCUGGAAGCAAGGCAUCAAGGUAUCUCGACGUUUGCGGUCAAUUGUUGGAGACCGCUAUCAAAAUGAAGCCCACUGCUUUCGCUGGCGUUCCAUGGGUUCUAGAGGGAUUCAUGAGGACAUACAAAGGCGAACUCGAUCCUGCUCGGAGGGUUCGCAUCCACGACGCCAUCAAGUCUUUCAAGGUCUUUGGAUCCGGUGGUGCUUCUACCAGCGCUGAGUGCAUUGAGUGGGCCAACCAAUUGCAGAUUCCUUUGGUGCUUGAUAUUGGAAUGACGGAACUAGGAGGUCCGCUGUUCCACUCCACUACCAAUGGAACCGAAGGAUGGUAUAGCAAGGAUUGUCUCCUCUCCGAUGCUACCCUUUCCAUCAUCAACGAAGACGGCAAAGUUUCUGAUACUGAAGGAGAGCUUGUCAUUAGAAGUCGCUUCAUCACUAAGGGUUACCUUCAGUAUGACAAUUCGCCUUUCACUGUAGAGGACGACGGUACCGUCUCUUUCCGCACAGGCGACAUCUAUGGUUAUGUCGCCGACCAACGCUUAGUGUGGAAAGGUCGCAAAGAAGAUUACAUUCAGAUGAGCUCUGGAGAAACUCUUGACCCACGCGUGGUAGAGGCUAUCUUGGACCAAUGCCCAGCAAUUGCUCGUUCAUGUGUUGUUGGAAACAAUUUCCUGAAGACCUCGUCGCAAGUUGUCUGUGCUAUCAUUGAGCCAGCCAAGGAUUUAUCCGUCUCUCCUGAGGCCCGUCUCUCUGAGAUUACCCGUGCCAUUUCUGUUGCCAACCGAGGGCUCGCCCCUCCUUUGCGUAUUUCCUGGGCUCGCGUCUUGGUUCUUAACCCUGACCAACAAAUCCCUGUUACAAAGAAGGGGGCCAUCUUCCGCAAGAAACUCGAUGCGAUGUUCGGAGAACAGUUGUCGUCGUUGUUGAGUCGGUCCGCAGAAGGCAUUGCCCCACAGACGGAAACCAAAUCGGCCUCUUCUAAUCGUGCUGAAGGCAAGACCAAGGAUCAGAUUGCUAGCAUUGUCUCGAGCAUCGUUUUCGAGACUCUUCAUAUCACUGAAGAGACUUUGGAAAACAACAGCCAGGCCACCUUCGCUGAACUUGGAAUGGAUUCUGCCAUGUCAACGAUGAUUGUCAACAAGCUGAACCGCCAACUCGACCUCAGCUUGCCUUUGAACACCUGCCACACUCAUAUCGACCUUGACUCGUUGAUUAAAGCCAUCAUCUCCGAUCUGGGUAUGGAUGGGCCUUCUUCCAAGGCUCGUCCUUCUACGAGGGUAGUUCCUUUGAACAAGCCCAAAGAAGAGAUUGUGAUCGUCGGCCAAGCAGUCCGCUUACCCGGAGAUAUCAACAGCACAGAGAGCUUCUGGCAAGCCCUCGUUGACCAGCGCGAGGAUAUUAUCACCGCUGUCCCUCCAUCGAGAUGGGACCACGCCAGCUUCUAUCGUGCACCGGACUCCAAGGAACCACCUUCACCUUGCGAUAUCACUCUUGAGAAGGCUGGUUUUGUCGAAUACGAGAGCUUCGAUCACUCAUUCUUCGGGAUCUCGUCAGCUGAGGCCUUUCAUGUCUCUCCUAACAUCCGUCUGUCUUUGGAGAUCGCGUUCGAGGCUCUGGAGAAUGCCAACAUCACUCCUUCUAAGAUUAAGGGCACCAAUAUGGCCGUUUUUGUCGCCGCUUCCAUGGAUGAGGGCUACCUCAAGCUCCUGUUUGCUGAUAAAGGCUGGGGUGCUUACACUAGAUUUUACGGCACCGGUGUUGCCACUAGCACUGCCUGUGGACGCCUCAGCUAUUUGCUCGAUAUCCAUGGCCCUUCGAUAACGAUUGACACCGCCUGCAGCUCAGGUUUGAUCGCCUUUGAUCAAGCUGUCCAAUACCUACACUCUGGAGAAGGAGAAUCCGCGAUUGUUUGCGGAGCUAAUACCCACGCGUGGCCUGGCACUCUUGGCUUUUUGUCUGCCCAAAAGAUGACCUCAGCAAACUCUCGUUGUGCAACCUUCACAAACAUGGCAGACGGGUACGUCCCGUCUGAGGCUGCUGCAGGCCUCAUCUUGAAGACGAAAAGCGCUGCCUUGAGGGACGGCGAUAGGAUCAUUGGCGUGGUUAGGUCAACUGAUGUCAAACAUGACGGAAGAUCUCAAGGUCUCGUUGCUCCGAACGUUAAAGCUCAGAUUGCCAUGCAAAUUGCCCUUCUGGAAAAGGCUCAACUUUCGCCUUCUCAGAUCGAUUUUAUCGAGUCGCAUGGAACUGGUACAUCUUUGGGAGACCUUAUCGAGAUUCAAGGAAUCAAUGAGGUGUUUGAGAAAUCCCAUUCGCCCGACCGACCUCUCGUUGUCGGCGCUGUGAAAUCGUGUGUCGGACAUGCCGAAUUAGUCGCUGGGUUGAUUGGAGUUCUUAAAACAUUGGGAUCCUUCACCAACGAAACGAUGCCGGGUCUUGUUCAGCUGACCAAGGACAACAUGAACCCUUCGCUUGAUUGUAGCGUCGUCCCUCUUCACAUUCCUUAUGAAGAAGUACCCCUCAAAACGGAGAAUUCUCUUCCUUUGCGCGCCCUUAUUCUUUCAAACGGCUUUGCAGGCUCCAUCGCUGGCGCCAUUUUGGAAGCUCCCACAGAAGACAUGAAGCCUCGCCCUUCGCCCUCUAUUCCUGAGUCUAUCCCAAUGAUGUUUGUUGUCAGCGCGAAGACUCAAGACGGCCUCACUCAAUACCUCGAGAAUUAUCUUGAUUUCUGUCUCAAUGCGCCUGCGUCCGAUUUCCAUUCAAUCUGCUACACAACUUGCAUUGGCCGUGAACAUUAUCGUUACCGCUUUGCUUGCGUUGUUUCGAAUAUGCAAGAUUUGAUCGCUCGCCUCGAGGACCGUCUCCAGAACACAUCCUCGCCUGCUGGAGGAAAUGCGCGUCGCAUUCUACUUGGAUUCCCAGGACAAGGUUCUCAAUAUCAAGGUAUGGGUCGCUAUUUGGCCAACCAGUAUUCCGGAUUCCGCAAUAUCAUUACGGACGCGGCAAAUAAGGCCUCGGCGUUGACUGGAUACCCGAUCCUUCCUUACCUUGUCGAAGAAUCUUCACCUAGCAAGCUUUCCAUCGAUCAAAGUGAGGUCGCGCAAGUUUGCAUCUUCAUUUUCCAAUAUGCCAUUUCCAUGUGGCUCGAGAGCAUUGGUAUUCAGGCCCAUGCUGUCAUGGGACACAGUCUUGGAGAAAUCGCUGCAGCGGUCGUUGCUCGUGCAUUCAGCUUCGAAAUCGGUUUACAGUUUGUGGUCAUCAGAUCCAAACUUCUCCGAGCGGACCCUGCUAAGCCGGCGGGAAUGGCUGCUAUCGCUGCCUCUGAAGAUAAGGUCGCUCGUUACAUCGAUACUCUCGGCAUCAAAGACCGCGUUGCGCUUGCUGUAUAUAACGGCGCAGAUGCUCACGUUGUAUCUGGAGAAUUGAAGGCAAUCGAAAAGCUUAUGGCUGCUGUGAAACGGGAUGGGCUUAGGACGACAAAGCUCAACAUCGAUCAAGGCUUCCACAGCCCAUCCAUUGCACAUGCCUUGCCUGCUCUCAGGACUUGGUUGGACGAGCACGACGCCGCUAUUAGCAAACUUGAGAAACCAUUCUUCUCAACGCUACGUGGCAAGGAGAUACCAAAGCAUCAGUGUCUUGAUACUCAAUACUGGGUCGAACAUGCUCAAAACCCAGUCAGAUUCGUUCAGACCGCCCGAGUCGCCACCAAGACAUCCUCGGUUGAUGUUAUUGUCGACGUUGGACCUCAACCAACUAUCUGGUCGAACAUGCAAACACCCGAGUUCGCUGGCAAAUCACGCCUUGCCUUUACUGGCAAACGGGGCAAGGAUCAAAUCGUCGCGAUGCUUGCCGCUCUUGCCUCUCUACAUGAGAAGGGCUUCACAAUCGAAUUCGAUGCCUUAUUCGCCCAAAUGCCGUACAAGUUUGUGACAACGGAUCUCCCAACAUACCCCUUCCAACGCCUUUACAAUUAUCCCGCAUACAUCGCAUCUCGCAAUUCAGUUCUGAUUUCGGCACCUCAGCAACAAGCUUCCAGCAUGCAAACCAAGGCUGCACCAGCUUUCGUCGUCGACCAGGCUCUUUGCGAUUUCUUGGACCUCCACAAGAUCGAAGGUCGUCGUGUCUUACCAGGCGCUGCUAUGGUGGAUUUCUUUGCUCGUGCCUCUCCUACUAAGGCUGUGAAGACUGUUCGCUUCCACACGCCUCUCAUUUUGGAAACUCCAGAGACCCAAGUGCGCUCUGAGAUUGACGAGCAAGGGGCAUUCAAGCUUGUUCAGCAAGAUCUCGAGAAUACGCAUAUUUGCUCAGGAACUCUGUCAGAGAAGCCCUCCUCCCACUCUUCCAAGGCGUUGAACAAGGAGCCCGAAGUUAUUCCUUCUCAAAUGAUGUCAAAGGCUCAGAUCUACGAAUGUUUCAAGAACGUUCAGUUCGGCGAUCCUUUCCGCACUGUUCAGGAAGUGAGAAUCUGGGACGACCACGCCGACGGAGAUAUUCGCGUCGAUGUUACCGGAAAUCCUGCGCACGAUCGCAUUAGGAAGCUUGACGCGUGUCUUCACAUGUUCGGAGCUAUAUCUUCUAGGGUUGCUCCUCCUAUGGACGACAGCGCUGGAGCUUAUCUCCCUGCUUCUCUGGAAGAUUUCGCUUUGCACACUGACGAUAUGCCAUACAACUUCACCUGCCGUUACAAACUUCCCCUGGAGGUUGGUCGUGGCGCCCGUCUUUUGACCGCAUCGUUCGAAGUCUUUUCAGAGACGGGGACUCUUCUUGUGUCAUGCAAGAAGUAUUCCGUUGCUUGGGUUCCUCGCGGUGUGGUCCACAAGGAGCAGAAGCCAAACACAGUAGCCAAAAACUGGUUCCGAAAUGGAUGGGCUAGCCAGAGCCUCCCACCUCAAACCACUCCCGUCCAUCGCUUCGAUGAGCUGUUGUAUUUGGGUAAUGGCAGCGCGUCCAGAGUUCUGGCUGCUCUCUCUUCAUCGGCCAAGGAUGCUAUCUCUGUUGAGCUUCCGCACUUGUCUCACGACGACGCGAAGGAGCAUCCCAAGGUCAAAUCAGUACCAUGCAGCAAGCUCGAGACUCUUCCUUCUACUUUGCGAGGCCAAGAUGUUUUGGUUGUUCUCGACCUUUCGAAGUCGGUCAAUCUUCCUGGCUCUGAAGGGUUCAGCACCUUAUGUUUGGAAGUUCUUUCGUUCUUGAAGCUGAUGAUCGCUCGUAAGCUUCACAUCACAAGCUUCUUAGCCCUUACUUGCGCUUCUACCCCUGUCGAUCUUUACAAAGAAGGACUCGAUCUCUUCUCGGACUCCAAAAUAUCCCCCGCCUCUCUCAUUGGUGCCGUUCUUCAGGGCAUGGUGCGUGUGUUCCGACGUGAAAGUGGUCUCGACCUCGCUGCUUGGUGUUUGGACCUUCCCCACCUUGAUACCUUGAACUCUCACAAGCUGCAAGAAAUCUUGAAGAACGAGAUCCAGGCCCGUUACAAUUCCACCUAUGCCGACGCCUUCGUUAGCUAUCGUCAGAACGCCCCUGACCAGACUCUCACUCGCUUGGUCCCUACUCUGGAAGAAAUUGAGCAAACUCCUUCCAGAUCGCCAUCAGGAACGACGGUUAUUGUUGGCUUGGGAAGUAUUGGGAUCGCGUUGGCUGUCAGUCUGGUCGAGUCGGGCGUUAAUCAGGUUGUGUUUUUCGGGAGAAGGGAGGAGUCCAACGAAGCGAUUCGCAAGGAGCUUUCCAACCUCCCAGAAAAAGUCAGGGCUCAUUGCCUUUACCAGCAAGUCGACGUUUGCGACUUGAAGUCGGUCAAGAAGGCCUUGGCCGACAUCAACUACGUCCAUGGGGGCAUUAAAAACAUUAUCCACGCCGCCGCUGUAGUCAACGAUUCCACCAUCAAAUCUACGAACCCCUCAGCAUUUGAAGGCGUCCUUCGUCCCAAGGUCGUCGGAUCGUGGAACCUGCAUCUUGCCAGUCAGGAACUCAAUCUUGCCCUGGAUUCUUUCGUUCUUUGCAGCAGCACAAACGUCCUUGUUGGAAACCCUGGCCAAAUUGCCUAUGUAUCCGCUAAUUCAUUCAUGGACUCUCUGGCCGCGUAUCGUCACAACUCAGGAUUGCCUGGAACGUCCCUGCAAUUGGGGGCUUGGGAAUCAAAGUUGAUUAGCAACAUUGAUAUGAACAACAGCUUCGCGUUUCUCAUGAAACACGACGAAGGUCUCCCUCUCAUCAUGAAGGCUAUGAUGAUUCCUAUCCCUCUGCAGGUCAUUGCCCGUAUGGAUCCGACUAAGCUGGCUGCCACUCCUGCCUAUGCCAAGGAUCCCUUCUUCGCGCCUUUCCUCUCUACGCCCAAAGCUUCAAGCAAGGCCAAGCUCUCGGAAGCAGAGGCGAAGAAGAUUAUUACGAACAUCUUGCGUGUUGCUCUUGAGUUGCAACCCAGCGAACAACUUGGUAUGUUAUCUGAUUUCUUUCAAAUCUCUUGUUCCUUUCUGACCAUGAAACCAAUAGAUAUCGCAGAGCCUUUGACUUCAUGUGGAGCUGAUUCUAUCACAUUUGCUCAAUUCAAAGGACAGGUUCUGAAGGAGUUCGAGGUUGACAUCCCGAUGGUUUACUUGUCCGAUGCCUACUCUAUUGGCGACAUGAUCAACCACAUUCUCGAGAACUACGGAGCGGCUUGA
Psilocybe cubensis is the source of this 7419-nucleotide messenger RNA. RefSeq lists its product as uncharacterized. The record is from RefSeq and is a predicted model, not a curated record. The coding region runs from base 1 to 7419 and encodes 2472 amino acids. Gene Ontology annotation, molecular function: fatty acid synthase activity; 3-oxoacyl-[acyl-carrier-protein] synthase activity. Gene Ontology annotation, biological process: fatty acid biosynthetic process. Lineage: Eukaryota; Fungi; Basidiomycota; Agaricomycetes; Agaricales; Agrocybaceae. The transcript has 19 exons.